Messenger RNA from Aspergillus caelatus, 2127 nucleotides. Its product is annotated as tryptophan synthase. Gene Ontology annotation, molecular function: tryptophan synthase activity. The record is from RefSeq and is a predicted model, not a curated record. Gene Ontology annotation, cellular component: cytoplasm. The coding region runs from base 1 to 2127 and encodes 708 amino acids. Gene Ontology annotation, biological process: L-tryptophan biosynthetic process. NCBI's taxonomy places the organism in Eukaryota, Fungi, Ascomycota, Eurotiomycetes, Eurotiales, Aspergillaceae. The transcript has 11 exons.
AUGGAGGGUAUCAAGAAAACAUUUGCGCAAUGCAAAGAAGAAAAUCGGCCUACAUUUGUGACUUUUGUUACAGCUGGAUUCCCUACAGUUGAAGAGGCAGUAGAUAUCAUAUUGGGAAUGGAAGCUGGGGGCGCAGAUAUUAUUGAACUUGGUGUUCCUUUCACGGAUCCCUUUGCGGAUGGGCCUACGAUUCAGACCGCAAAUACUCAAGCGCUUGCGAAUAAUGUCACGAUAGAGUCCACCCUAGGGAUGGUAAAAGAAGCUCGGCAAAGGGGUCUCCGAGCACCGGUGCUAUUAAUGGGUUAUUACAACCCAUUGCUGAGCUAUGGCGAGGAGCAAUUGAUGAAUGGUUGUCGUGCGACUGGUGUAAAUGGCUUCAUUGUGGUAGAUCUCCCUCCGCACGAGGCUAUGAAAUUCAGAAACCUUUGUGCGAAGGGAGGAUUGUCGUACGUACCUCUUAUCGCUCCUUCCACUUCCGAAAACCGACUCAAAUUUCUCUGCAAAGUUGCGGACUCUUUCGUCUACGUCGUAUCGCGUAUGGGCGUCACGGGUGCAACAAGUACUCUUAAUGCCGAUCUACCUCAGCUAUUGAAACGAAUAAAGCAAUACUCUGGCAAUAUCCCAAUAGCAGUUGGUUUCGGUGUCAGCACAAGAGAUCACUUCUUGAGUGUAGCCAGCAUAGCAGAUGGCGUUGUCAUCGGCAGUCGAAUUAUCACAACCUUGGCCGAGGCGGCUCCUGGAGGUCGGGCCAAAGCUGCGGAGGAAUACUGCGCUGGGAUAUGUGGGAGGAGUAAUUCACUAGAAUGUCGAACGACUCGAGGUGUUGGUAUUAUUGAGGUAUCGAAUGAAGCUCAAGAGUCUAAUACUCCCGUACAUGUGAAUGGUACCAAACAUUCAAAGGGCAACCAGUCAGGACUGCUUGAUGAACAAGAGGCAAUCAAGUCCGAGGGAGAAAGUCCAAAACUCUUUCCUGCAGCAUUUGGUGAAUUUGGGGGUUCGUAUUCCCCAGAAUCACUAAUGAGUUGCCUUUCAGAACUGGAGGCAGGUUUUGAAGAAUUUCGGAACGACCCCGAGUUUUGGGCAGAAUUCCGAUCAUACUACCAUUACCUAGGAAGGCCUGGGCAUCUUCAUGUCGCGGGUCGCCUUACUGAACAGGUUGGCGGAGCCACUAUUUGGCUGAAGCGUGAGGAUCUGAACCAUACUGGAAGUCAUAAGAUCAACAAUGCUCUGGGACAGGUUCUUCUGGCUCGUCGUUUGGGUAAGACUGAAAUCAUUACUCAGACCGGUGCUGGCAUGCAUGGCGUAGCAACUGCCACAGUCUGUGCUAAAUUCAACAUGAAGUGCACGGUCUUCAUGGGAGCGGAAGAUAUCAGGAGACAGGCACUGAAUGUAUCCACGAUCAAAUUACUUGGUGCUGAUGUCAUCCCUGUCGAGGCAGGCUCAAAAACCCUUAGAGACUCCGUUGACGAAAGCUUUCGAGUUUUUCAUUACGAAGCUAUUGGCCCACACCCCUUUCCUACGAUCGCGCGCACUUUCCAGACUGUCAUUGGAGAUGAGAUGAAGACACAAAUGCUGGAACAACGAAAUAAACUACCGGAUGCGGUUGUUGCCUGCAUCGGUGGGGGCAGUAAUUGUUUAGGAAUGUUUUAUCCGUUUAUUAAUGAUCCAAGUGUGAAGCUUCUGGGAGUCGAAGCAGGGGGUGACGGCCUUGAGACGAAGAGACAUGCCGCUACUCUAACUGGCGGCACUAAGGGGGUCUUACAUGGGAGUAGGACAUAUGUGUUGCAGGAUCAGCACGGACAGAUACAAGAUACCCAUUCCAUCUCAGCUGGUCUGGGCUAUGCUGGGGUUGGACCAGAGCUGAGUUUUUGGAAAGACUCAGGACGUGCAACAUUUAUUGCCGUUACCGAUAAUCAAGCUUUCGAGGGGUUCAAACUGCUCACUGAGAUGGAGGGGAUUAUUCCCGCUCUAGGGACUGCUCAUGCUGUUUGGGGCACUGUUGAGCUGGCCAAGACAAUGAAGAAAGACCAAGAUGUUGUUAUCUGUGUUAGUGCAAGAGGUGAUGAGGAUGUGGAAAGCGUGGCGGAUAAACUACCCAGACUAGGACCAAAAUUGGGUGGGGUUUGA